Molecule: messenger RNA, 4818 nt
Organism: Solea solea (common sole)
Lineage: Eukaryota; Metazoa; Chordata; Actinopteri; Pleuronectiformes; Soleidae
Product: monocarboxylate transporter 1-like
Exons: 5
Coding region: 323-1786 (487 amino acids)
Biological process (GO): monocarboxylic acid transport; transmembrane transport
Cellular component (GO): membrane
Molecular function (GO): monocarboxylic acid transmembrane transporter activity
Source: RefSeq, a predicted model, not a curated record
CAAAGCGGCCGGUCUGUUUGUGCGCAUGCGCGGGUGGUUAAGGCUCAUCUUCAUCACAUCCAGCAGUUGUCCCGGUGUUGCACGCUGUACUCUCAACUACUGCUGCUGGUUAACGUCUGACCACUGACACGUCAAGGACGUCGGAGUGACGCUCACGCCGCCGAACCGAGCCCUCAACCGGACCUCACAGGAGUCCCACGCACACGCGGAUUUUAAGGUCCUGAUCCCAGUUCAACUGGUUCUGCGGUCUCCAAUCAUCUGAAGCUAUCCUUCAGCAGUGGCAUCUUCCUCUUCUUCUUCAAAACCUUCCUCGUGAGCAGACAUGCCUCCAGCGUUGGGUGGUCCUGUGGGGUACACCCCACCUGAAGGUGGCUGGGGCUGGGCAGUGGUGGUGGGAGCAUUCAUCUCCAUUGGCUUCUCCUAUGCCUUCCCGAAAUCCAUUACAGUGUUCUUCAAAGACAUCGAGACCAUCUUCAAUGCCACACCCAGUCAGGUGUCCUGGAUCUCCUCCAUCAUGCUCGCUGUCAUGUAUGCUGGAGGCCCGAUCAGCAGUAUCCUUGUGAACAGAUUUGGCAGUCGUCCAAUCAUCCUCCUCGGUGGUUGUCUGGCGGGGUCAGGACUGGUCGCGGCCUCCUUCUGCAACACAGUGGAGCAGCUCUACUUCUUCAUAGGAGUAGUGGGAGGUUUGGGACUUGCAUUCAACUUGAAUCCAGCCCUCACUAUGAUCGGUAAAUACUUUUACAAGCGUAGGCCCAUCGCUAAUGGCAUCGCCAUGGCAGGCAGCCCGGUGUUUCUGUCCACCCUGGCUCCUCUCAACUCCUGGCUCUAUGAUGAGUUUGGGUGGAGAGGCAGCUUCCUCAUACUGGGCGGACUCCUGCUCAACUGCUGUGUGGCUGGCUCCCUAAUGCGCCCCCUCGGACCCAAACCUCAGCCCGCAAAGCCCGACGCGGAGGUUGGGGAGACAAAAGCAGUGGACGCAGUACAGCCACAGCAAAAGAAGACGGUCCUGCAGACCAUCAACUCCUUCAUUGACCUGACACUGUUCAAACAUCGCGGUUUCCUGCUGUACCUGUUGGGAAAUGUGAUUAUGUUCUUCGGCCUCUUUGCUCCACUUGUCUUCCUUUCUAACUUUGCUAAGAGUAAAGACAUCAGCAAAGACAAGGCAGCUUUCCUUCUGUCAAUUCUAGCCUUUGUUGACAUGUUUGCCCGGCCCUCCAUGGGCCUGCUUGCGAACACCAAGUGGGUCCGGCCCAGGAUACAGUACUUCUUUGCUGCUGCCGUCCUUUACAACGGCGUGUGUCACGUGAUGGCACCGGUGACAACGGACUACACUGGAUUUGUGGUGUACGCCAUCUUCUUUGGUUUUGCCUUCGGGUGGCUGAGUUCAGUGUUGUUUGAGACACUGAUGGACCUGGUGGGGGCUCAGAGGUUUUCUUCAGCUGUAGGUCUUGUCACUAUAGUGGAGUGUGCACCAGUGCUGUUGGGCCCACCACUAACAGGUGCGUUCUAUAACGAUUACAAAUCCUAUAACUACACCUACAUAACCUGUGGCAUCAUCCUCAUCAUCGCAAGUGUGGUCCUCUUUGUGGGAAUGGGCAUCAACUACCGCAUGUUGGAUCGAGAGAGGAAAGAGGAGGAGAGGAGAGCAAGAGAGGAGCCAAAGGAGGAGUGCGCCGCCAUGUUGGCUCCUUCCUCUCCGUCAAAGUCAAACGAGGGUGCGAGCGAGGAAAACGAUGCCGUGGUCCGAGUGGAGGACGUGGCAAAGAUGGACGAGGACACGGUGUAGAACAAAGAAAAAAAAAAGACAACAAAACAGAGAAGAAUACACACUUUGCAUUUCAUACGUCACUGAAACACACACAAUUGGCAGUUGCUCAUUUCAAUGCAGCCACACUCUUUAUAGUGACAUUUAAACACAACCCUGAAGCCAUAGAAACAGUUUGAACUCACUUUAAAAAAAAAAAACAACAACUGCAACCUGUUGCCGUGAUGUGAAGCUUAGCCGCUGUUCACCGUGUUAGUACCUUUUAGUUUGGGCCUUUGACGUGCCUUUGCUAAAACUCAAUUCCUUCAUAAGCAUACUGUAUAAAUGCCACACAGACACAAUGGCUGUAAGAUGAUAAUCCGUUAAAAUGAUCAGGACUUGCACACGGGGGGGGGGGGAACCCGCUUCCUGAAAAUCCCUUGGGCUUCGACUCGAACAUGAUCUGAGGCUCAAACCGGCAAAGGACACGUGUUAAUACUGUACAUUUCCCCCACUGACACAUUUAUUUCACUCCUCAAGGGCUGGACAUGAAUCAAAAUGACACAUGGUACUCAAUGUGUCGUUGUCAGACGCACAAAAGUUCACUGCUGCGGGUAAAACUGUACUGUUAUUACUACACAGAAAAGUCAUUUUGAUGAAAUGUUUAAACCUUUUCUCAACAAUAUUGGGCACAAAAAUGGGGAAGCUUUUUUUUUGUAAAAAAAUAAAAUAAAAUAAAAAAAAGAGUAACAGGCCUCCAUGAUCUGAAACUAGAAGGUCGUAGGAGAAGUUUGUUGCAAUGUUGAAUUGAAGGCACUGGUAACGCUGUUGCUUUUUACGUGCAUACGUGCGCGUAAUUCUGUUUGGUACACCCUCCAGUCAGAGCAGUUCUUCACAGAUUUGUAUUCAUACUGAUGACACGCGGUGGUUCAUACCAGGAUGAUGACGUGACUCUGUAUUAAAUGACACCACAGGCUGGUUUGUUUGCAGAGAUGUGGGGGGGGGGGGGUUGAGAGAGGGUGAGAGGGUGAACUGGGCUUGUGUGAGUGUGUGUUUGACUUUUCCUAGCUGUGGUGCCAAAAUUUGGGUGGGGUUGGAGGAGAGUUGACACAAUUCUCUUUUACAUUAUUCUGGAUUGUAGGACUCACAGCACCAUAGUGUGUUUUUUUUUUGGUGUAACACUUUGUAGAAUACAAUUAUAUCAAAAAAUACUUUUGUGUGUUUCUUACAAAAAUCUAUUUUAGCUCAAUGUGUGAUGACAAUCUGACAACAAGUAAUCUUUUUAAUGGAUUUGGGUGUAUUUUUAGGGAAGUGUGUGUGUGUGUGUGUGUGUGUGUGUGUGUGUGUGUGAGAGAGAGCGAGAGAGUGAGAUUCAGACACUGCAUUAUUGGUACGUCCUGUAGUUUGUGUCAUAUCAGAUCCACACUGUCGGUUGUUAUUUCACUGAUCACUUGUUGGUUUUAUCACUAACAUGAAACGCUGACAUUGGUGUGAGCAGUGGGAGUAGCCUGAACUAACUUUCCCGUUUUUUUUUAUUAUGGGAAAAUGAAGAAAAAUAACUUUUCAACAAUUCUCUCUUUAGCAUAAAUGUUUUAAACUCACAUUUUUGUUCUAAAUAUUUAAAAACGCCUUGGAAAUAUCUGCAGUUAAAAUGAAAAACACAUUUGAAUGAAGGCUCAUUGUUUUUACUUUUUUGCAGUUUUUAUUUUUACUUGAUUUUUUAUUUUUUUACACAGUAGUAAUAAGAGCUAAUAGCUCCAGAAAAACACCUUAAAGAUAAGUCAGUUUAUGUUCUGUAUGUUAUUGUUGUCAAUAUGUCAUUGAUUUAGAAUAACAACAAUACUUAAUUCAUUCUGCUAACAUGUUUUGGCUCACAGAAGAAAGCAAGCACAGCUGUGAAAAAAUCCUAAGAAUUAAUUUUCUGCAACACAUUUGCAUGCAUUGAACUUGACGUACUUGAUUUCUGUCAUCUGAAAUCACUACCUCAUGUGCUGCUCCGUCAGUGCUACUGUGUACGAUAAACACGUGGGUGUUUAAACACUAUGGGGAGCACAAGCAGUAAAUCCAGAUUCCAGACAUAAUAUAUCUCUGCUGUUCAUUCGCUCCGCAGUAAUUGCCAUUGUGGGAUUAAAGUCGACGCUAUUUCAUCUGAGAGAACACAGCAGCUUAUUUUCAGUCGAUCCCACGCGCCUUCCUGCUGCUGGAAGAAGUAGUAUUUAUCUGCCGUGGAAAAUUCAGCACCAACAAAUACACAAAUGACCCCUCUGCAAUUCACAUAUCAAACUUCCGUGACAAGCUCCUUGUUGAGAUUAAGCCUUUAUGAUUCAUUUUAAAGAUUUAGGAAUCACUUGGGGCCAAAGACGGAGACAUGGACUGACACAAUUCAAGUGUUGGUCUUGAUUUGUUGACAGUAAAAAAAAAAAAAAAAAAUAGAAUACAACCAACAUUAUCUUUUUAUACUUUGAAGGCAACUGUGAUCAAAUAAGUACAAUUUUGUAAUGGAGUUUUAUUUUUUUCUUGUUUAUUUUAACCUCCUGAUGUGUGAUCAGUUUCUGCAACAUUUGUCCUCACAGAGAGGCUUUUUUUCCUGUGGGAAUGUAAAGUAGCACAAUGAAAACUGUGUUACAUUGUUUUUGUUUUCUUUUUAAAAAAAAGAAAAGAAGCUGUUCUGGUUAUUUUGCCACAAGCAACUGUAAGUAUUCAUUUCAUAUUUUUUUUAGACAGGUUAAUUCCAAAAUGAAAGUUGUUGUUGAAACUUAAAUGUGAUAAUUUCAAGGAUCUUUUAAGAUGUUCUUGAUGGCAAUGUGAGAAUAUUUAUACCUGAAGUAUUAACCUAUCUUUGUACUUGCGAGAUUUCUGUCUUGAGUUAAGAAUUGCAGCGAACAGGUCAGCUUGAUUGAUUUUGAAUCAACAUUGACUAGCACUUGACACACACACAAAAAAGACACAAUUCACGUAUAUAUUAAGCUUCUGAAGAAUAGCUUUGUUUUAGUCGUAGUGUUUGUUUUUAAGUUGUGUAUGUGUGCAGUGUUAAUAUGACUGGGGAAUGAAUGAAUAAACACUUUUAAAAACUA